AAGUAUCAGGUAGCUGGACCAGAAAUGUCCUACGUCCUCUUCUGCUCUCCUGGCCGCAAACCUCCCAGGGACUGAGCUCCCCACCUGGGGGCACAGGUAGAGUGAGAAGGAUGUUUGGAUACGGGGAUGGAUCCCCGGUUUGGGGAGGGCUUCAGCCUGAGGCCACUCCACCCAAGCCCUUGGCCCUGUUCUGUUCUGUUCUGUUCUGCCAGGUUCGUUGGGGGUUGACAGCUUUAUCUUUGCCUUGUGACGAGUGGCCUGUGGUUUUCCUGCCAACAGCUUCUGUUUCCGGAGGCUCAGCAGGGCUGAGGCGGAGCCAGGAGGGGCAGUGGGGCUGGGCCUGGGUGGCCCCACUAGCCCCGCCCCCAUCCAUCUUUGGGAAUUUAUUUGUCCACAGACAGGGCUGGCCCACAGUCCAUUGCCUGCCAGGGGCCAAGAGCUGCUCUGACCACCCAAGGAUUCUCCUUCUCAAUCCAAAUGCCUCCAACUAACCCCUGACUCCUGACCUCUGGCCCCAAGCUGCCUUGCCCUACCCUUCCUAAGGGACCAGGAAACCCCUAGAAGCUCCACUGUAGACGUGGGCGUUGACGCUGGUCUUACCUCAAGAGCAAAGGCUGUGCAAGGCGCUCAGUUCUCAGCCCCUAGCCUGGCCCACCAUGGCACAGAGGCUCCAGGAUGAGCUGUCUGCUUUCUUCUUUGAGUAUGACACUCCCCGAAUGGUGCUUGUGCGCAACAAGAAGGUGGGCGUCGUCUUCCGCCUGAUCCAGUUCGUGGUUCUGGUCUACGUCAUCGGGUGGGUGUUUGUCUACGAGAAAGGCUACCAGACCUCAAGUGGCCUCAUCAGCAGCGUGUCUGUGAAACUCAAGGGUCUGGCCGUGACACAGCUCCCAGGCCUGGGCCCCCAAGUCUGGGAUGUAGCUGACUACGUCUUCCCAGCCCAGGGGGACAGCUCCUUUGUGAUCAUGACGAAUUUCAUUGCAACCCCCCGGCAGGUUCAAGGCUACUGUGCAGAGCACCCGGAAGGGGGCAUAUGCACAAAUGACACUGGCUGCACCCCAGGGAAGGCAGAAAGGAAGGCCCAAGGUAUCCGCACAGGCAAGUGUGUGGCCUUCAACGACACUGUGCAGACAUGUGAGAUCUUUGGCUGGUGUCCCGUGGAGGUGGACGACAACGUCCCACGGCGCAACCUGGUGGAAGAGGUGGAUGCGGCCUACAUGAGGACCUGCCUCUAUCACAAGGCCUUGCACCCACUGUGCCCCGUCUUCAAGCUUGGCUAUGUGGUACAAGAGUCAGGACAGAAUUUUAGCACCCUGGCUGAAAAGGGCGGCGUGGUAGGCAUCACCAUUGACUGGAACUGUGACCUGGACUGGCGGAUACAGCACUGCAAGCCCAUCUACGAGUUCCACGGACUGUAUGAGGAGAAAAACCUGUCUCCAGGCUUCAAUUUCAGGUUCGCCAGGCACUUCGUGGAAAACGGGACCAACCACCGGCACCUCUUCAAGGUGUUUGGGAUUCGCUUUGACAUUCUUGUGGAUGGCAAGGCUGGGAAGUUUGACAUCAUCCCCACAAUGACGACCAUCGGCUCUGGGAUUGGCAUCUUUGGAGUGGCCACGGUUCUCUGUGACCUGCUGCUGCUCCACAUCCUGCCCAAGAGGCACUACUACAAGCAGAAGAAGUUCAAGUAUGCGGAGGACAUGGGGCCGGGGGCGGGGGAGCAUGACCCCGCGGCCACCAGCUCCACCCUGGGCCUGCAGGACAACAUGAAGACAUCCUGACCCUCGGCCCCUGACUCCUAACCGGACACAGCAUGACACUUCAGGCGGGGGCCCUGGUGGGGUCCCAGCCAGGACACAGAGGUCUCCUCAGGAGCUCUCCAACCUCUUAGCCAGGCAGACACUAGGUUGCCUGCGGCUCAGCGUGGACACUGGGAGAGACCUGUGCAAUUCUGGGCUCUGGCCCCAACUCCACAACCUCCAAGGGAGCUUCACCCAGCCUCAGCCGCUCCUGGUCUAGAGCAGCUGGGGCUGGGCAAGGCUCCUCUCACACUCCUGUGUCAGAGAAGUGUGCUUUUCUCUCUGGGCCCUCACGCUACCCCACUGCCUCACGUCUCUAGAUCCAUGCUUUCCCAUAUGGCAGACACUAGCCAUGAUGACAAUUUAAAUUUAUAUUAACUUAAAUUGAAUAAAAUACAAAAUUCAUUUCCUAAAACUAGCCACAUCACAACUGCUAAAUAGACACAUGUGUCUAGCGGCUGCCAUAUUGAACCACAUAGAAUAUUGCAGAAAGUUCCAUUGGACAGCUCUGCAUAAGCCCCAUUUCUUACUGGCCCCAGAUUUUCCUAGGGAGCUUAUCGACAGUGCAGGCACCUGGGGCCACCUCAGACCUCCUCAACCGGAAUCUGUAGGGCUGGCCACAGAUCUGUAAGGAUGGAAAACUCCAGACCAUUUUCAGGAUAUAAGUUCAAGAACUGCCUCUGAUUAGGUAUCAGAUUCAGCCUGGGCCUGCAUGGCCUCACAGAUGCAGGUACUGAGCAGGUGUGCGGUGUGUUUAUAAGCCACGUGGUGUCUCACAUACACACCCCCAUACACACACUCAUCCACAUGCACACCCCCUUCCCAUCCACACUCUGUUUUUGAACAGCUAGAGCCCUGCAAACACAACCAUCUAAACAUACCUAUGCCCUCGAGUACAGACACAUGGUCCAUGCCACAGCACCUCCAUGGGGAUAUGCUUCUCCCCAAGUGUGUCAGGCUCAGACCGUCCCUUCUAGCCAUGAAUCCUUACUCAGCUACCUCGGGUUGGGGUGGAGACCUGGCCAAAUCCUGGGCUUCCUACUCCUGUCCCAGCCUCAGCGCCUAAGGCCUGCCCAGUUCUGUUUGAACACAAGGUCUGGGGAAAGUGAGGGGCGGAGUACAAUAAAAGGAAUGAGGACAAA
This is a messenger RNA of Leopardus geoffroyi (Geoffroy's cat), 2935 nucleotides long. RefSeq names its product purinergic receptor P2X 1 (gene P2RX1). Gene Ontology annotation, biological process: monoatomic cation transmembrane transport; response to ATP. Bases 657 to 1775 code for a protein of 372 amino acids. Lineage: Eukaryota; Metazoa; Chordata; Mammalia; Carnivora; Felidae. The transcript is spliced from 11 exons. Gene Ontology annotation, molecular function: purinergic nucleotide receptor activity; extracellularly ATP-gated monoatomic cation channel activity; ATP binding. The record is from RefSeq and is a predicted model, not a curated record. Gene Ontology annotation, cellular component: nuclear inner membrane; plasma membrane.